CACAUUAGCAAACAUGGCGGCCGCGAUGGAUGUAGACACCCCGGGUGGAGCGAACAGUGGAGCCAGUAAAAAGCGUUUUGAAGUGAAAAAGUGGAAUGCUGUGGCUCUGUGGGCUUGGGACAUUGUGGUGGACAACUGUGCCAUUUGCAGAAAUCACAUUAUGGACCUCUGUAUAGAGUGUCAGGCCAAUCAAGCGUCAGCUACAUCAGAGGAGUGUACAGUGGCCUGGGGAGUCUGUAAUCAUGCGUUUCAUUUCCACUGCAUCUCUCGCUGGCUGAAGACCAGACAGGUGUGUCCUCUGGACAACAGAGAGUGGGAGUUCCAGAAGUACGGCCAUUAGCAGCAACUGUGCUGCUCAGUGUCUGUGCUUCAGAUCUAGGAUGUUCUUUCCUGAGAUGCAUUUUUGUUGUCACCAUUCUCUCCCUGUUAAAGACCAACCGGUCCACAUUGAAAUUGUUACUAGUUAUGGUGUUUUUCUGUGUGUGUGUAAUGUGCAGCAUUCUGAGCUGUAAAUUACUAAUAAAGUCACUAUAAAUUCAGCUCUAUCAGUUCCAAUAUUUCUGAAAUGUAAUUUCAUUCUAAUACAACUCAAAUAUUUCUGUGCUGCUGUUAACUUUAGGCUUUAUGUUAAGAGACUUAACAAGCCCAGUCACUUUAUCUCAUGUUAAAUAAAAAGUAAUGUGGACAGAAGAUUA
Sinocyclocheilus rhinocerous is the source of this 695-nucleotide messenger RNA. RefSeq names its product RING-box protein 1-like. The coding region runs from base 14 to 340 and encodes 108 amino acids. Lineage: Eukaryota; Metazoa; Chordata; Actinopteri; Cypriniformes; Cyprinidae. Gene Ontology annotation, molecular function: zinc ion binding. The transcript has 5 exons. The record is from RefSeq and is a predicted model, not a curated record.